AUGGCCCUUCUCGUCUCGGCACACCAGCGUGACGACGCUCUGCACCCGGCGCCGACGUGCACGGAGCCCGAGUGUCAUCACUGCACCAAGAAGCCCAAGCUCGACGCGUCCCCGGGCAAAGGUGCCUCCACGACGAGCAAGCCGAGUUGGACAAACACGACGCGAAUGCCUCCACGCCCGUCAAGUCCCGUCCUCAGAGACAGCACCGUGUCUCUCGGGAGGUUUUGGACCGACGACAUUCCGCAGGCGACAAUCGAGAGCGUCGAGAACGAGAUUCGAAGCUGGCGCAACGCCAUCUUACGGGGCGAGACACCCGACUUGUACGAAACCUGUGAUCGAUGGGAGAUCAUCGAUGACGGCGAAGGCGACAGUAGUAGCCGUGACCCAACCUUUCAUGAUUGCGUCGAGUUCCUCUUGGAGGCGAUGCUGAGCCCGAACACAGCGCCAAACGCCGUUGCUAGCUAGCGGUCUACAGAAUGGCCACUUUUCAUCAUUUAUGUAACCGAGUCAUCGUGCCAAAAUUUCAUGCAUGUCGU
This is a messenger RNA of Saprolegnia parasitica CBS 223.65, 536 nucleotides long. RefSeq lists its product as hypothetical. NCBI's taxonomy places the organism in Eukaryota, Oomycota, Saprolegniomycetes, Saprolegniales, Saprolegniaceae. The coding region runs from base 1 to 465 and encodes 154 amino acids. The transcript has a single exon. The record is from RefSeq and is a predicted model, not a curated record.